Botrytis deweyae is the source of this 1436-nucleotide messenger RNA. RefSeq lists its product as uncharacterized. The coding region runs from base 288 to 1163 and encodes 291 amino acids. The transcript has 4 exons. Gene Ontology annotation, cellular component: nucleus; cytoplasm. Gene Ontology annotation, molecular function: heat shock protein binding. Lineage: Eukaryota; Fungi; Ascomycota; Leotiomycetes; Helotiales; Sclerotiniaceae. The record is from RefSeq and is a predicted model, not a curated record.
CUCCUUAACCAACCGGAAAUCCUCAUUUUCCCCCGCUGACACACACCACACAUCAACGCACGCCUCACGCCUCACACAACCACAAUUUCUUUUUUUUCAUGUGAAAGUCCACCACUUCUUUUUGCCUCGUGAAGCACUAACUUUACUCCGAUCCCCUACUUUUUCCACAUUGUCUUUCCAUGUAACCAUCUACAUCUCACUGUCUUGGGCAAAAUGCUUUCUAUAUUCAUUCUUUAAUACUCCUUUUGAUUGAUUUCGAUUAUUCGGGUGGAAGAGAGUGUAUUAGAAUGAUUGAGAGCGAUUUCGGGGACAUCUUGGCUUCUAAUAAGGAUGAUGUAAUCCAGAGUAUUCUCACUGAGGAAGAUCUAUACAAAAUUCUUGGAGCACAAAGAUCCGCUUCGGGUGCAGAAUUGCGACGAUGCUAUUUAGAACGAUCGAAAAUAUGUCAUCCCGAUAGAAUUCCUUUUCAUCCGCUUUCUACCCGCGCAUUCCAACGUCUAGCCUUCUCUUUCGAAAUUCUCAAAUCUCCGUCUUCUCGUCGAGCUUACGAUUCCGCCACUUCCUUGUCCUCAAUUUCUACUUCCACUUCGUUACCCACCAAACAUCCUUCUCCGUCCUUAGCCUCAGACAAUUUGUUUCGAACUACCGUCUCAUCACUCAUACAUGACUUCCUUACAGGCGACUUCAUUACUAUCCGCUCGCUUUUAUCAUCCUUAAAUUCUCAAUACCCUCACCUGAUUAAUACCGACGUAACUUCUUCUAUCGAAGUCGCUUUUAUAAAAGUGAGAGAAUUGGUUAUGAGAGGACGGGUAUGGGCAUUAUUGAUAUAUAUUGAAAUGGGGAGGAUAUGGAGAGUUCAGAAGAGGCUGAGAAGAUUAGGAAGAUGGGAUUUAGUAGGGAAAGCGAGGAUGAUGCUUUUAUUAGUAAGGGUGGUCGUAGCCGUUCCCGUCAGAGUUGAUCGGGCUCUCAAAGCACGUGUUGAGAAAGAGAGAAGAACAAUGAAAACGGGAUCAGAAGCAAAGGAACUGGACGAGAGACUGGACUCGGAAGAUGAACUCGCGAGAGGCGGAAUUCUAAAUGAGAGGGUUUGUAAAGUAUUGGAGUUUAUUGUUGGGGAGGCGGGUAAGGAUGAAGAGGGAGAGGAUACUGGUGUUCGGAUUUGAUAUCAAAUGAUUUGGUAUUGGUAUUAUAUGCGGCUUGGGCUUGGAAUAUUCGGAUGUGGGAAAAGGGGAAUCACGCUUUUAGUGGCUUGUCCUAUUACAGGGAGUGGCGUUUGGAUAGGAUAUACCAAAGACUAAAGAGAUAUGGACAGUUAUAUUGUAUUGGAUCCAAGGUCUUUUGUGGAACGAUACGAUCUUUGGAUACAGGAAAAUUCCUAGCUAUACAAUGACGAAAGAAGAUUUUUUGUGCGUUACCAUUUUUUUCCCGGACGUUCA